CCCGUAUCCAAAGUUCCUGUAAAUUGUCCGCCGCCAGUCCUGUUCGCUGACAUAUGCAUGCUUUUCUGCCGGAAAACCGAGGCACUUCGAUAUCAACGGAUCAAUAUUCUGUCCGCUCUGUGUUUCACGACGACAUGCUUCUUGUGAAAUAAUACAGCGCACUUCCCAACUGAUCGGCUUUCGACACAACCCAGUCCCGUGCUGGCGAGAUCCCUUCGAGGACGACGACAUUUGCUCUGUGCGGUACGGCUUGCGAGGGGUGUCCUAGGCUUUGGUUGUCCGCGGAUAUAAAACCCCAUGUUGUCUUCGUGCUGCCAGCACCAUUGUUAGCGUGCAUAUUCGUAAACAGGAUCAGCCUCAACUGCAAACCUGUCACUCUCAUCCCCUUUGAUUGUGCUCAGACUACUCCGGAUGAGAUUUCCAUUUGCUCGUACAACAUGUCAACCCUGAUUCCUCAACCUCCAACAAUUCCCAUUUUAGGAAAUGUUUGGGAUAUCGAUCCAAAGAACUCGAUACAAAGUCUUUCUCAUAUCGGCGAAAAAUAUGGACCCAUCUUCAAGCUGUCUUUCAUAGGACGAGAGAGAUAUUUCGUGACAUCGGUGGCAUUGCUCGAUGAGCUCUGUGAUGAACGUCGGUUCUGCAAAGCCGUAUCUGGAGGAUUGAAAGAAGUCCGGCACGGCGUGAAAGAUGGACUUUUCACUGCUUACAAUGGCGAACACAACUGGGAGGUCGCCCAUCGAACACUUGUGCCGGCCUUCGGUCCCAUCGGUAUUCAUGAGAUGUACGACGAGAUGUACGAUAUUGCCACACAGUUGGUCGCAAAGUGGGCACGCGUCGGCCCAGACGAGAAAAUCAACGUGACCGACGAUUAUACGCGCUUGACAUUGGAUUCUAUUGCUCUUUGCGCGAUGGGAAAACGCUUCAAUUCAUUCUACUCGGAAUCGAUGCAUCCGUUCGUCAAUGCCAUGGUUGGAUUCCUUCAAGAAAGUGGCCGACGUCCGACUCGAACACGGCUAGAAUCACUAUUCAACAGGGCCGCAGAACGUCAGUUCCAAGAAGAUAUCGCAACGAUGAAAACCGUGGCCGAGGAAGUCAUUGCACACCGAAGAUCGAAUCCGACGGACAAAAAGGACCUCUUGAAUGCAAUGCUGUAUGGCAAAGAUCCCAAGACCGGAGAACGCCUUACACAUGAGAGCGUCAUGAACAACAUGAUAACCUUCCUCAUUGCAGGCCACGAAACAACUUCCGGAGCUCUUUCCUUUGCGACGUAUUAUCUCGUCAAGAACCCUGAUGUUUUGAGCGAAGCUCAGGCCGAGGUCGAUGCUGUUGUCGGCAAAGGGCCAGUCACAUUCCAGCAUAUGUCCAAAUUGCCAUACCUUGAAGCAAUCCUCAGAGAGACGCUACGGCUUCAGCCCACGGCCCCUGCAUUCCAACUGCGAGCAUUGGAAACCGUCCCUGGACCUGUGGUGCUCGGUGGGAAAUACUACAUCCCCCCCGAGGCUUCAAUAUUUGCACUUCUGCCUAGCAUUGGGAGGGAUCCGGAAGUCUUCGGCCCGGAUUGCAACGAAUUCAAGCCAGAACGAAUGAGCGGAGAGAAUUUUGCAAAGUUGCCCAGAAAUGCAUGGAAGCCUUUUGGAAACGGGGCAAGAGGAUGCAUAGGACGACCCUUUGCGUGGCAAGAAGCCAUCUUGACACUUGCCCUUGUUCUUCAGAACUUCAAUCUGAGGGCUGACGAUCCUUCGUAUCAACUGCAAAUUAAGCAAACUCUGACCAUCAAACCCGACAAACUUUUCAUCCGGGCGACUCUGCGAGAUGGGAUCGAUCCCUUGAAGCUGGAGAAGAAAAUGCAUGCUGGGGUGGAAGUCGAAGAUGUUCGGCAGAAACAACAGACUGCGAUCAGAAAAGGGGACUUCGGCAAGCCCAUGCUGAUUCUCUACGGAUCGAACUCCGGCACCUGCGAAGGACUCGCGCAAAACCUUGCUAGCAGCGCGAGCAGUCGAGGGUUCGCAGCCACAGUGAAGCCUCUCGAUGCAGCAGUCGAUCAGCUCCCGGUCAAACAACCCGUUGUGCUUAUAACUGCUAGCUAUGAGGGCAAUCCUCCCGACAACGCGGCAGUGUUCGUUGAGUGGCUGAAGAAUGUUGCCCCAGAGAAGGUCAAGGAUGUGCAAUUUGCAGUGUUCGGUUGCGGUCAUCACGAUUGGGUGGCCACAUUUCAGAAGGUGCCGAAAUUCAUUGACGCUGAGCUGCUCAGCAAAGGUGGAAAGCAAAUUGCCAGUCGUGGGGAAUCGGAUGUUGGUGGAGGAAAUGUCUUUGAUGACUUCGACGCCUGGCAAGACGAGAAGCUCUGGCCUGCACUCUCCGCGGACUCGGGCUUCGCAGACAUCACGGAAGGUCUGGACAUGGAGAUCAGCACUACCUCUCGGGCGUCGCAUCUUCGACACAAUGUCCUGGAUGCCCUUGUGCUCAAGAAUGAGUCGUUGACAGCUGCAGACGUCCCUGAGAAACGACACACCGAGUUCCAAUUGCCGACUAGCCUCUCAUAUGAAGCUGGUGAUUACCUCGCCUUGCUACCAGUCAACAAUAUUCCAACAAUCUCGAGAGUACUGCGGCGAUUCCGACUACCUUGGGAUGCGAUGAUGACCCUCCGGAAAGGCGCGCACACGACAAUUCCCACAGAGACCGCUAUGCCCGUGUCAGCCGUCCUCGGUGCAUAUGUUGAGCUCAGCAGCCCUGCUACACGAAAGAAUUUCAUCACCCUCGCGAAAUACGCCAACGACGACAAGCUUGCCGAAGAACUCACAUCAACAACGGACCAGCUUUCGAUUCUCGAGAUCCUCGAAAAGUAUCCGUCGUUGGACCUUCCCUUCCCCGUUUACCUUUCGAUGUUGACUCCGAUGCGCAUUCGACAGUACUCCAUCUCAUCCUCACCCCUGAACGACCCAACCAAAGCCAGCGUCAUGUACUCGGUGGUCAAUUCGGGGACAGGACGUAUCGGCGUAGCCACAAACUACCUGAAAGCUCUUCAGCCCGGCUCUAUAGUGCAGCUCAUGGUCAAAAAAUCUCAUGCUUCUUUCCAUCUACCACGCGGCCACAAAACGCCAAUCAUCAUGGUAUGUGCGGGAACCGGCCUCGCGCCUUUCAUGGGAUUUGUACAGGAGCGUGCUGCUCGUAUUGCUGCUUCCGGUGGUGGGAGCGAGGACUUCGGUGAAGCAAUCCUCAUAAUUGGCUGUCGAUAUCCUGACAGAGAUCGACUGUAUGCCGAGCAAUUGUCGAAUUGGGAGGCUGCCGGCAUUGUCAAAGUGUUCUAUGCCUUCAGUCAGGCUUCGGACAAGUCAGAUGGCUGCAGGUAUGCCCAGGACAAGCUUUGGCGCGAACGCGAGCUGGUGAGCAGACUGUUUGAUGAAGGUGCUAGAGCCUACAUAUGUGGAAGCAGCUCUUUAGGAAAAGGGGUGCGAGAAGUUGCGGCCAAGAUGGCGGUCGAAGGAGCGAGGAAGAAAGGGAAAGAAGUAAGUUACGAGCAAGGGUUGAAUUGGUGGGAAGGCCUCAGAGGCGAGAGGUACGCUGUCGACGUCUUUGACUGAUUGAUAUCGGCAAUGUUGAGAUGACAACGUUGUUUGAAACAAUGAAGCUCGUCGUCUAUGACAAAAUCUGGCGCAACACGGAUACUCUAGGACAUAAACUUCUCUCCACCGAAUCAGAGUGGGUUGUACAGGCUGCGUAGUCCGCAAACAAAUCAUUUUAUACA
Messenger RNA from Exophiala xenobiotica, 3745 nucleotides. RefSeq lists its product as uncharacterized. Gene Ontology annotation, molecular function: iron ion binding; flavin adenine dinucleotide binding; NADPH-hemoprotein reductase activity. The coding region runs from base 438 to 3581 and encodes 1047 amino acids. The record is from RefSeq and is a predicted model, not a curated record. Gene Ontology annotation, cellular component: cytosol. Lineage: Eukaryota; Fungi; Ascomycota; Eurotiomycetes; Chaetothyriales; Herpotrichiellaceae. The transcript has 4 exons.